AUGUUCUGCCGGCAGGGAGGCGUCUGCCUUCAUUUCUGGAGCUUGUGGGAUGUAAACAAGAGGGCUGGUCUGUCAUCUCUCGAAAGCGGGGCGAGCCAGCCUCCUCCCCCUCCUCCCCAGCGGCAGCAGCAACGGAAGGGUGGAGGUGAUGACAGGGGAGAAAGAGCAGAGCCAUUGCGAGGGAGCGCCUAUUCGGCAGAAUACGGCCGCCUCCGAAGCUCUGGCGAGCAGCUGCAAACUUCAAACCCAAACUCCGACCGGGGACCUCUCUCCCUUCCUCGCUCCGCUUCGCCCGCCAGCCCCUCUCCGCUCGGCUCCUCCGCCUUCACCCCAGGCUCGCAAGCGCCGCCAGCAGCAGCAGCAGCGAGAGACCGGCCACUGAGGGAAGGAGGCGCCGCCGCCGCCGCCGGGUUUCCCGCCAUGGGUCUGGACGCGGACCCGGUGGACCCGGCGCUGCAGUGCCGGCUGUGCGGCCUGGUGCUGGAGGAGCCCCUGUCGACGCCGUGCGGCCACGUCUUCUGCGCCGGCUGCCUGCUGCCCUGGGCGGCGCGGCGCCGGCUGUGCCCCUUGCGCUGCCGGCCCAUCUCCCGCCAGGAGCUGCACCGGGUGGCGCCGCUGAGGAGCCUCGUGCUGCGCCUGGCCGCCCAGUGCGACUACCGGGCGCGCGGCUGCCGACGGCGCGUGCCGCUCCACCAACUGGCGGCGCACGUCGAGGGCUGCGCCUACGCGCCGGGCAGGUGCCGCCGUCGCGAGGCGCUGCACAUGCGCGGCGGCGGCGGCGAAGGACCUCAAGAGCGGCAGCAGCAGCAGCAAGAGGACGACGACGACGACGACGAGGAGGAAGCUUUUGGCGCCGGCGACGAGGGCAGCGCGAGCCGCAGCAGUAGCAGCGUUUUGCGCGCGAGGUCUGGCAGCGCCGGGCUGCAGCAGCGGCGCGAGAGCGAAUCGGCGCUGCUCGGCCAGCUGGCGGCGCUGCAGAGCGACGUGCAGCUGGCGGCGCUCCGGUACAAGCAGAAGUUCAGCCAGUACGUCCGUCACCUCAGCGGCAGCCACGACGGCCCCGAGGUGAGCAAGGGCGCUGUUUUUUAGGGGGGGCGGGGGUUAGGCUGUGCGCUCCUGGCGGAGCAAAGGGCCCUUUAGGGGUAGACUUUCCUUCCUUCCUUCCUUCCUCUCAGGCAGGUCCCACCAUCUCUGACAGUGAAUGGCGCGCUGGGGUGGUGGAGGUUGCAGCCCCCCGAGGGCGCCAGGUUGAGGGAGGCUGUAGCGGAGCGUCCUGGGCGCUGUGACUUCUGCCAAGCGCCAGGUGGAGUCGACGCUCAGCGGCUGCAUCAGUUUUGCUGACGCGGGGAGGUUCGCAGGUGAGACGGGUCGGGGGAGGAUUGGUCUUGGCUGUGGCGGCGAAAGGAAGCCUCCGUAUUCAGAGGUAGUGGAUCUCUGAAAACUCGGAACCAGGAUAGGGGGCAAUGGCAGGGUAGGACUGUCGCCUUCCUGCUCAGCUUGUGUUCGGGCUUCUUGGAAAUAGCUGGCUGGGCUGCCAAGGUGGCUGUUGUGGGAAGAUGGAUGACUAUUUUUGUCCCACCCACUAAAGCUCUUUGAGGAAGAAGAUGGCUCACUUGGUAGAGCCUGACUCGUGAUCUUGGGGCAAGGGUGCCAAGUUGAAUAAAAUAUGGGGUCCCCUGCCUUAUCGAUCACAUAAUGGGGUGCACCCAUGCCAUUUGAAGGUCAGUGCCCAUCAACUUGGGGGACUCAACUUAUUGGAGUUGGCUCCUAUGUCUCAGGGUGAUGGAUUCAAGCCCCAUGUUGGGCAAAAGAUUCCUGCAUUACGGGGGGUUGGACAAGAUGAUCCUUGUGGUCCCUUCCAGCUCUACAAUUCUAUGAGGUGACCUGCAGGUCUGCCCUGUUCCUCAGCAGCUCACCUUGGUGAAGUAACUCUUGUCAGCCCCUUCUCAGCUUGCUCCUCAAUAACUGGUGGUGCUUAAUUUGUUUUAUAAGGGGGAUCUGGUUUGAGGUUUUUACUCCCUCCCCGUCACCUGAAGGCCAGCAGGUGCAGCAUUCAUAAAGAGGAGAGCUUGCAACCCAACAGGCCUAAGCCUUGUUGCUGCAGGGUUUAAUCCUGAACUGGGGCUUGCAAGGCUUGGCUCCAGAACUUGCUAUCAGUGCCUGAGGUUUGCAAAGUGGUGCAUCUGAGUUUAUGAUGAUGAUCUUUCUCUAAUCUCAGUGUCAGGUAUGUACCUGGUUCAUAAAAUGUCACUUGUUGGAAGGCUGGAGUCUUGAUAUAAUUUCGGAAGGUGAGUGUUAAAAAUGCCCCCAACUCAAGACAGUAUAAGAAUUGUGGAAGAAAUUGACUUUGAUUACUUUGCUGAGUGUUAGAGGAACCCAUCCUGGAAAUAAUCAGAGAUGCACUCUUUGGAGCUGGUAUUGCAACAGAUGCUGGGUGCUGUAGUCUUGUUUUUUUAAAAAAAUCAAACCUUUUUCUUUGAAACUACUGCUGGGUAAAUUGCUUUCCUUGUGUUGCUUUUUCGCAGCAUUGCUAAUCUUUGUCCCAUAAAUUGGUGGUUCAGUUUGGGUCUCAGCAGUGCUUUUUUGGCAAAAUAAUAAUAAUAAUAAUAAUAAUAAUAAUGUGCUGGAUCCCAUAUCUUGAUAACAGUGACAUGGGUGCUAGUUUAUAAUAGGCAUGGGCAGCAAAAAUAGAGGUGUCAGUACCAUCACAAAAAGCAUGGACUGCUAGCAUCUUGAAACUAGGGGUGCUUUUUGGAAAAAGCUAAGAGGAAUACUUCUGGCUUGGAACACAUUUUAUAUACAGAUCAGAGACUCUGAACAAAGGCAAUGCCUGUACCGGCCCUCCCCCUUUCCCCCCAGAGGGUCUUCUUAGCCUGAUUGUAUGCCGUGAGCCUUGUUUCCAGGAGGUACAACCAGUGGCAGUGGUACCUCUUAAGCCGAGUUGUUGUUGUUGUGGGACUUGUGAAAUGAAGGACAUUUCGUUUUGAUUUCUGCUGAGUUCUUGAUUCUGUAAUAGACAGAUCUCAACUGUGCAGCUAUGCAACAGCAUUUUCCUGCACAAGCAAAGGCACAGGGAAUAGAAUCAGAUUCAUGGAGCUCUGCUGUCACUUGGUGUUUUCAUUGGGAUACUAAUUGUUUUCAUUGGGAUACUAAUUAGUUUGGUUUCUUUGGAUGUUAUUUAGUAACUUGGUCAUAUUUAUUAAUUUCAGUGUGUCUGCCCUGAGUAAAACUUUGUUGAAUACUACCCAGAGUUGCUAAUAAUAAUAAUAAUAAUUUAUUUAUACCCCACCCAUCUGGCUGGGUUGUCCCAGCCACUCUGCUAAACUGUUGCUAUGUAUGCUAUUUAAAAGCUGGAGAAUGACAGGUGGCUUUUGGUUCAACAAACAGCAGUUUAUUGUUGCACUUCUAAUAGUCUGAUACUUUGCAUAUUACACAGUUCAACGUGCCUUGCUUCCAGGUUCUCUAUUACUUUAGUUGUACAAUCUAAAGGUGAUCUCCUCCUCUGAUGGAAGGCAUCUAUCAGUGGAAAGAGGAAGCUGUCAUUCUAAAAUGAUUCUCCUUUGCCUCUACAGGCCUCCGUGCUGCCCCUCCUCUCAAAAUCUUCUCCGGAGGCACAGAUUGGAUAUCAUCGCCCUUUUUGUUAAGCCUGAGAGCAUGAUUUCUGCAUUGAAUAAUUUGCUUUUGAUUAAAUAAACAAGCGGAUUAAGAGGACUUUACACAGGCUUGUUGUGCAUGACAGCCCUUGAUUUAAUUUCUCGUGUCUUCAUUCUUUAUUUAUCUUCAAGUUUGGAAGGUCCUUAGGGACUCCUGAAAAUGUUAUUUGCUGCUGAGUGGUGAUUUAAGCUCCACUCACAGUUUUGUGCAAUGCUGCUUACUUUUGGGACGCAACAACCAGCAGGAAUGAUUUGAACCGCUUUGCUCUCUUCAGAACUAGCAUUAUUCAUUGACCUUUAUGAUACCAUAGGGUUGUUAGAUGUUGUAAUUCUUUGACUUAAUAACACAACUGUCACUGCAGCUUCUUUACAAUAUAUAAUUACUGAAAUAUGUGUUUAUUAGAUUUCUAUACUGCCCUUCAUCUGAGGGUCACAGGAUGCGUGUGCACACACACACACACACACACACACACACACUCUCAGAGCCAUAGUAACAAACAAAAACAAUAUUCCCCAAGUUUAAAAAAACCAUAGAUGAUUUAAUUAGCCAAAGGCCUAGAAGAAGAGGAAUGCACAGAGCAUUCCACAUAUGGGGAGCCACCACAGAAAAGGCUGAUUCUUGUGUUCCUGGAAACUAUGAUCCUCAGAGAAACUACUACUCAUUCAAAAAAACUACUCAUUCAAUCAGCACUACUACAAGAGAAACUACUCAUUCAAUCAGCACUUCUUAUGUGCAUUUUUUGCCAUAAAGGGGCUCCUGAGGUGUAAUGUAAAUUAAAACAGAUAAACCAAGUAACGAAAGUAUGCAAUGAAAACACCACUGUACAAAUGUGUGUUGUUAUUAUUAUCAUCUGUAUCGAAUAUCAGUUUAAACCAUUUGUUUAUAAGUGCCUCACAUAUAUAUAGUACUGUGCUGUUUUGGCAUACAACAGCCCAAAGAUUGUUGAAACUGAGUGAACAGAAGUUAUGCUGGUACUGAACUAUUAAAUUGGCAUAAUCAUGUAUUAUUUUUUUAAAAAAAAAUUGUAGCACCUUAGAGACCAACUAAGUUUGUUCUUGGUAUGAGCUUCCGUGUGCAUGCACACUUUUUCAGAUACGGUUGAUGGACUUCCAUUUCAUGUGGCUCAGUAUGGUGCCUUCCAUGGUUCUAGAUUCAGGUAGGUAGCCGUGUUGGUCUGACACAGUAGAAGUAUAUAUAAAAAAUAUAAAAACUUGUAUCUGAAGAAGUGUGCAUGCACACAAAAGCACGUACCAAGAACAAACUUAGUUGGUCUCUAAGGUGCUACUGGACAAUUUUUUAAUUCUUUUAAUAUAUAUUUCUACUGCGUCAGACCAACACAGCUACCUACUUGAAUCUAGAACUAUGUAUUUCAAAGAGAUUUUCCCCAUCGCUCACCAUGUUUAAAAUAGCAUCAUGUAAUAGCCAUAAAAAUUCUGAACAUUGUAAUAGUUCUCUGCACUUAAAACCAUUCAUACUUAUUUGACUGCUAAUGAAUAUGGAGCCGAUAUCUUAAGUGAUAAUGACAAAACAAUUGCACUGAAUUACUUACUAAUCACUUAUCUCAUUAGUAUAGUACCUGUAUUUCAUUCAGAAGUACUUUUUCCACUGACUAUCCUAGUACUGAACAUAACUGACUUCAAAAUGUUGUUCUGUAUGAGGUCUGUUUUCUCAACUGCUCCCUGCAAUGAAAUGUUUUGUGUAAUGUAAAUGUAGUUUCACCAUGGAGAUUGGACACUGUGGUGUUUUGUCUCCAGGCUGUUGCCAAAGUUCCAGAUAUUGGCACGUAGAAAAACCACGCGGGAGAGAUUGAGCUGGUACACACAAACCGUUUGACCUACAGAAUAUCCAUCAUGUGGAAUAAAUUUGAAAGACUCACUUCUCAAAAUAGGAUCUCCUGGAGAUCUCAAGCGAGGUUUUAAAUGGUUUGAUUUAUAAAGUCACAGUAGGGUAUUGUUAAGUAGGUUUUAUAAGUAGUCUUUUUUUGUCUUUCUUUCUAGGAAAGAGAGUCUAAGAUCUUAACCAUCAUGCUACACAGAGAAAACAAUACCCUGGGAUUUAAUAUUGUUGGAGGACAAGCUAACCAGGUAAACAGAAAGAAUGAUUCAGUGCCAUAUAUAUAUUUAUUAUAUAUUUAUAUUUAUAUUUAUUAUAUAUAUAUAAUAAAUUGCUAG
Podarcis lilfordi (Lilford's wall lizard) is the source of this 5825-nucleotide messenger RNA. NCBI's taxonomy places the organism in Eukaryota, Metazoa, Chordata, Lepidosauria, Squamata, Lacertidae. The record is from the annotation of a GenBank genome assembly.